AACCAGGAAAUGAGUUGGUCGUCGAGUGAUGAUUUUUUUGUGAGCUCAAAGUUAGAGGUUUUCGCGGUUGACCUCUUUUCCGAACCAUUAGAAUUGACACGGUGCAAAGCUGUCGUCUAUGAUGGGCCGAAGGGUGAUGAUUUCAAGAGGUUCUUGCGGUCUAAGAACUUUCGAGUAAACCGUCAGGGAAAAGCUAUUGUACGUGUCCAAAAGCGUGACGACGAUGGUGAAUUCCUUGAAGGUGAGUAUGAUACCUUCGUUCUAGAAACUGUGGUACCAUUAGGCCCUUUUGCUUUCCAGAAUGUACCGUUAUCGAAGCCACAAGUAGUGAACGAAUUGCAAAGCCUCCUAGACAAUACCAAGGCUGAGUUGGCAAAGAAGAAUGAUGAGCUUAAUGAAAUGCAAAGCCUCCUGGAUAAUACGAAGGCAGAGUUGGCAAAGAAAAAUGAUGCACUUAAUGAAUUGCAAAGCCUCUUGGACAAUACCAAAGAUGAAUUAGCGAAGAAGAAUGAUGCUCUUAAUGAAUUAAUGAAGCAGAAGAUUGAUCAAGACUGGAAUCCUGAACAAUUCGACUGACUAUCGUUGCAAUCACAAACUCAAUGGAGAGAGUGUUCGUUCAUUUUGGUCUUGAACCACCGGCAAGUGGAGAUCCAGGAUCUGUGUUGAAGUUUCUCGAGAUGUUACGUGAUCUAUUCCUUCACACA
This is a messenger RNA of Telopea speciosissima, 704 nucleotides long. RefSeq lists its product as uncharacterized. NCBI's taxonomy places the organism in Eukaryota, Viridiplantae, Streptophyta, Magnoliopsida, Proteales, Proteaceae. The record is from RefSeq and is a predicted model, not a curated record. The transcript is spliced from 3 exons. The coding region runs from base 10 to 576 and encodes 188 amino acids.